CCGUUUCUCUCAUUUGCUCACUCGCUCGAUCGCUCUCCCAGUUGCAAAAAAAAAAUGCUCUGCAGCCGGGCUGCACCUCAAUGAACCUAAUUGGUGCACUGUGAGAGACCAUCAUCCAUCCGCGGGAUUUCCAUCGUCCACGGGUCGCACACAUAUGAAUGUCCUUAGAUACAAGCUUUUAAGGAGUUGAACAGAUCCGGUCGGCGAAAAUGGCACAAAGCGUGGUUUUAUUCCUACUGUGGCUUUUCGGCAGAUCAUUCGCUGGAUUUCCCAAUCAGAUCAACAUAGGGGGACUCUUUAUGCGCUCUACCGUGCAAGAGCACAGUGCGUUCAGGUUCGCUGUCCAACUCUACAACACCAACCAAAACAGCACUGAGAAGCCUUUCCACCUGAACUACAACGUAGACAACCUCGAGUCGUCCAACAGCUUCUCCGUCACCCAUGCGUUCUGCUCCCAGUUCGCCCGGGGGGUGUACGCCAUCUUCGGCUUCUACGACAAGAAGUCCAUGAACACGCUGACCUCCUUCUGUGGGGCGCUGCACACCUCCUUCGUCACGCCCAGUUACCCCACCGAUAACGAGGUGCAGUUUGUCAUCCAGAUGCGGCCCGCCCUGCGGGGCUCCGUCCUCAGCCUGCUCUCCCAUUACAAGUGGCAGAAGUUCGUCUACCUGUACGACACCGACCGAGGGUUCUCCAUCCUCCAGGCCAUCAUGGAGGCGGCGGUGGCCAACAACUGGCAGGUGACGGCCCGCUCUGUCAGUGCGAGCACCGACGCCGGCGAGUUCCGGCGCAUCAUCGAGGAGAUGGAUCGCAGGCAGGAGAAGCGCUUUGUGAUCGACUGCGAGGUGGGACGCAUCAACACCAUUUUGGAGCAGGUUGUGGCCCUGGGGAAGAACAGCCGUGGCUACCACUACAUUCUGGCCAAUCUUGGGUUUUCCAACGUGAGUUUGGACAAAGUCUUUGCUGGUGGCGCCAACAUCUCUGGAUUCCAGAUCAUCAACCCUGAGAACCCAAUUGUGCAGCAGUUUAUGCAACGCUGGGAUCGCCUGGAUGAAAGAGAAUUCCCAGAAGCCAGCAGCACGCCUCUGAAGUACACGUCUGCCCUGACCCACGACGCCAUCCUGGUGAUCGCCGAGGCCUUCCGUUACCUGCGGCGGCAGCGUGUGGACGUGUCUCGCCGCGGCAGCGCCGGGGACUGCCUGGCCAACCCCGCCGUGCCCUGGAGCCAGGGCAUCGACAUAGAGAGAGCCCUGAAGACGGUUCAAGUGCAAGGCAUGACCGGGAACAUCCAGUUUGACAACUACGGCCGGAGAACCAACUUCACCAUCGAUGUCUAUGAGAUGAAAAUCGGUGGGCCCAGAAAGAUCGGAUACUGGAACGAAUACGAGCGCUUUGUACAUAUUAUGGACCAGCAGGUCACCAACGAGUCCUCCUCUGUGGAAAACCGAACGAUUGUGGUCACUACUAUUAUGGAAGCGCCUUAUGUGAUGUACAAGAAAAAUCAUUUGCAUCUGGAGGGCAAUGACAGAUAUGAAGGCUACUGCGUUGAUUUAGCGUCUGAGAUUGCCAAACAUGUUGGAAUUAAGUACAAACUGUCUAUAGUAAUGGAUGGAAAGUACGGAGCCCGCGACCCUGAGACUAAGACGUGGAACGGGAUGGUGGGCGAACUGGUCUACGGGAGGGCCGAUAUAGCUGUCGCGCCUCUCACCAUAACACUGGUCCGAGAGGAGAUGAUUGACUUUUCCAAGCCAUUUAUGAGCUUGGGCAUCUCCAUUAUGAUAAAGAAGCCACAAAAGUCCAAGCCCGGCGUGUUCUCCUUCCUGGAUCCCCUGGCCUAUGAGAUCUGGAUGUGUAUAGUGUUUGCCUAUAUCGGUGUGAGCGUGGUUCUGUUCCUGGUCAGCCGCUUCAGCCCAUACGAAUGGAACCUCGAAGAGCAGGAUGAGACCAAAGACCCCCAGACGCCACCUGACCCGCCAAACGACUUUGGCAUCUUCAACUCUCUUUGGUUCUCUCUGGGCGCCUUCAUGCAGCAGGGCUGCGACAUCUCACCGAGGUCUCUGUCUGGGCGUAUUGUGGGUGGUGUGUGGUGGUUCUUCACCCUCAUCAUCAUUUCAUCCUACACAGCCAAUCUGGCUGCUUUCCUCACUGUGGAGAGGAUGGUGUCUCCUAUCGAAAGUGCAGAGGAUCUCGCCAAGCAAACAGAGAUCGCAUAUGGAACUCUUGACUCAGGCUCAACAAAGGAGUUCUUUAGGCGAUCCAAAAUUGCGGUGUAUGAGAAAAUGUGGUCGUACAUGAAAUCGGCCGAGCCCUCUGUGUUCGCAAAGACCACGCCCGACGGCGUGGCACGGGUACGCAAGUCCAAGGGCAAGUUCGCCUUCCUGCUGGAGUCCACCAUGAACGAGUACAUCGAACAGAGGAAGCCCUGCGACACCAUGAAAGUGGGCGGGAACCUGGACUCCAAGGGCUACGGAGUGGCCACGCCCAAAGGCUCAGCAUUAAGAAAUGCUGUUAACCUGGCAGUUUUAAAACUGAAUGAGCAAGGCCUGUUGGACAAAUUGAAAAACAAAUGGUGGUACGACAAGGGAGAGUGCGGCAGCGGGGGAGGUGACUCCAAGGACAAGACAAGUGCUCUCAGCCUUAGCAAUGUGGCUGGUGUCUUCUAUAUUUUGGUUGGAGGGCUGGGGCUGGCAAUGAUGGUCGCCCUGAUAGAGUUUUGUUAUAAAUCAAGGCAAGAAACAAAACGGCUGAAAUUGGCCAAGAAUGCCCAGAACUUUAAGCCCGCUCCCCCGACCAACACCCAGAACUUUGCCACAUACAGGGAAGGCUACAACGUCUACGGAACCGAGAGCGUUAAGAUUUAAAGUAGACCGUAUUCACACUGUCCCCCUUACAACUGUGACUGAACGGCUUCGGACGGAAGGAAGGAAAGGAUCCAAGCGGGAAUCAAGAUCCAAGCCCACUCUUCUUGCUUGGACAUAAAACGAUAAUCUGCGACGAUCGACGCGACAGGACUGGUCAUUGGGGUGGGGUUAGGGGAGGGCCAGAGCUGAAGCUGUCCCUUCCCUUUCAGUGCCUUAUGGAACUCAAGAGUCCACUCAAUGCAAACCCCAUUGGCAAUGGCAUUGCUCUUCUUUUGUUUUUUUCUUGCUUCAAGCCCCCAUUGCGAGGAAAGAUGCACUGAUCUGUGAAAAAUAAUCACCCUAUUUGACCUGUAAACAUUGAAUGAGCGAGAGAACUAAAGCCAUCACUUGCAACCUAAGCACAUUUUCAAGUGCCAUAUUGAGGUCAAAUCUUGUAAAACAAAGGCUUGAUUGUUUUUUUUCUCGUGAUCAAUAUGUCCAUUGUGCUUCAUCCUUCUCCUGCCGUCGUCAGAUUACACUGGUGUUACACAAACAAGUUUAUUAGAAAUUAUUCAAAGCACUGUAAGACACUAGACAAUAGAUUUUUUUAUAGGCCAUGAGUUACUUGCGGUGACCCUGUAAUUGUGAAGAGAGAGAGAGAGAGAGAGAGAGAGAGAGAGAGAGAGAGAGAGAGAGAGAGAGAGAGAGAGAGAGAGAGAGAUUGAAUGACUAUUAUUAUACAUUCAUGAAGAAGUGGAGAAUUUCUAAAAUCUUCAACUCUGGUGCUGCUGUAUGCGUCUUCUGAGAGCUUUGGUUGAGCCCAUGAUAUACGACUAUGAGGUGAAGAGACGGUUAUCGGCUUCACUACGGCUCCACACACACACACACACACACACACACACGCACACGCACGCACACACACGCACACACACAAACAAACACUGGCUGAAGCAGGUCACACGUCAAACCUUCAACACUGCCAAGAGUGUUUUCAGUUUCAUUGUGUUUUCAUUUUUAUUUAAUUUUUUUGUGCAAGCGGAUGACUGAAUGGUUUUGUUUUGUUAUGUUGGAAGAAAAAAAAGAUGAUCUGUUUUGAGUGUGUUAUCUUCAGUGAGUUGAACGUGAAAAAAACUGGGCACCUUCGUAAAAAUGUGCACUUCAAAUUUUUCCCUGAAACAAAGUCAUGAAAGUCUUUUGUACAUGAAACAUAAAGCCAAACAAAAGCAAUGAUUAAAAUAUAGAUGAACUGCAAUCCUAGUGAACGGAUAACAGUAAUGGCUUUUAAAAUAGUAGUAUUUUGAAUUCAAACUUUGUUAAACAAUCACACAUUUUACGACAAGCUGUGAUCUGCUUUCGAUUUCGGUUUUCUUUUAUGAGCAUAAUAGUGUUUGGUGAAUUUACUUAGUAAAUGGAAUUUUACAAUAUACAAUAAAUAAAUAUAUAUAUAUAUAAAUACAAUUGAAAAUAGAUUUAUACAAGGUUGUAACAGGGAGUGUCUUAAAGUUUAGCACAUUUCCUUAUUGCUGUACCAACUUCUGUUAUUUCAAAAAGACUGUGAUUCCAUAGGAUUUAGAAGGACAGUUAUCGAACCACCUUAAGCUAUGGAGAGCUAGUUUUCUAGAAAAAAUAACAAACUGACAAAAUAAGUGCUGUAAAAAAGAUAUGUACAUUUAAUCAAAUGAUAUUUAUUUAUAUGACGGUAACAAAAGGAGAGACAUGGUUCCCCAGGAUUUUCGAUGUUUGCUUUGGUUUAUUUCUAAAUAAAUUGCAUGUGAAAUCAAGGAUGCUUGAAGACAUCUGCUACUCACAACUGAUCAUAGGUCACUGUCACCUGGUUAUUCUUCGGUAAAAGCCAGUUUUACCCUUUGUUUCUUUUUCUAAAGGACACCUUCCAAAAAGACAAACAUUUCAAAGCAUUGUAAUGGAUACAGACGAGCAAGAAGUGCAUGCAGAAGCUCAGCCUCAUUAACGAGGUGUUGUACAGAUCAUUUUAAUACAUUUUGUAAAUAAAAUGUACAGAAAACAACG
Molecule: messenger RNA, 4868 nt
Organism: Gadus morhua (Atlantic cod)
Lineage: Eukaryota; Metazoa; Chordata; Actinopteri; Gadiformes; Gadidae
Gene: gria3b
Product: glutamate receptor, ionotropic, AMPA 3b
Exons: 16
Coding region: 210-2861 (883 amino acids)
Biological process (GO): monoatomic ion transport
Cellular component (GO): membrane
Molecular function (GO): ligand-gated monoatomic ion channel activity; signaling receptor activity
Source: RefSeq, a predicted model, not a curated record